AUGCGGACUUUACUUGUGGUUGGAUUUCUCCUUGCGCUUUGCGCUUGCACAGUGCGCGCAGGCAUUCGCGUGGCCGGGGACAAGUGUGAGGGUUGCACAGUAGUGGAGGGGGUCGGCUACAACAGUUUCCUGGCCAUGCCCUACAUGGACUGUACCUGCUUCUUCCACUGUACUAUCGAUCAUGAGAAUGGAGACUUCAUAGGUCAUAAGAUGUGCUGCCCAUGCGGGAGUGCCUGGUCGCAGAAGCUGUCGACGUGUGUCCGCACCAAGCAUCCACUCAGCGACUGCCGCUUCCGGAAAGAUGAAACGAAUCCAUGUACCGAGGCGGGAAAUAUACCGCGCAAUGAACCUCACAGUGCUGACGCGCUACCCAUGUGCACAGGUUACUUCGAGUGCAUUCAGGUACCCGGUUCGGACCCAGCUGAGUUCGUUCCGAUGGCAAAGUGUUGCAAGGACCCCACCCCCUACUUCGACCCGGACACUAAAGUGUGUGUUGAAAACCCUGAUGACGAUUGUUCGGCUGAUCAAAUUCUCAAAGAAACGUGCUGUAUUGUCGAACCAGAAGGACUUCCAAUCGAAUGUACACUGGUUCCUGGACCAACUCCAAACACUUUCUACAUGUCGGCCAUGGGCGACUCCAACUUAUUCCAUUGCUCGGACCAAAUGGUGUUCGACGAGGAAAAGUGCACAUGCGUAAGGGAUGAAAACUUCACGUGGCCAGAGUGCCCUCCUAAUUUCCUGCAGUUCUCAGACCCGCCGCUAAUCAGCCGGGCCGUCUCCAGUUCGGGGCCCUCUCUGUGGACCAUAUGGAACGAUGUGGAUUUCAACGGAGGUCAAUCCAUCAGUACGGACGCUGGUGACGUAGAGACCGGCGUUAACGUAGCGGAGUUUGGCUUGGAUGACGACCAGUACAUCAACCUGGUAUUCAGUGCCCACGGCGGCUACGGAAGAUCUGGUUCACUGUGUUUCUGGUCCCUGCUGAAUGGAAACAAUACCAACGCAGAUCUGGACAACAAUGAGGAGGCUCUCUUCACAAACUGUCGCCCAGACGCAGGAGCGAACUUUUCACCAGACCACGUGCAAGAUGACAAUACGCUACGUAUCUCUGUCGAACGCAACGAUAAUCAGUAUCCAGUUGCCGUAAACGUGUACGUACGUCUGUACAGUGACAGCUCGAGAAACCCGUGGAACUUCGAGGAGAAAUCCUUAAGUUGUGCUCUGUCGAACACGGAAGUUGACGAGUGGUUCCAAGUGUGUCUUAUCUGGAGUGGCCAGUACAACGCGAUCCGGCUAGUCUGCAAAAGUAACGACGACAGCAUGGACGAAGACUCUGCCGAAACAUCCGGGUUUGGUAUUGUGGCGUCUAAGAGUGGCCUGAUUGAGGGCAAUGACCUUACUGAAGCAAACGGCCUUGACCCACUGUUUGGAAAGCUGGCUCUGGUGGAGUUCUACAAGGGAUGUCUGCCAGAUGGACUCUGGUAAUAACAAGCUGCGGUUAUUGGAGCCUAUAUCAACAGACAUUUCUUUUCUUGCUUGUAAAACCCGCUUAUUUACACAUACUCGUUAUAAAAACAAAUUCGACACCUAUUAUACAACACAACACAACACAAUACUACUUAAGUUAGUCGAACAACACAAGACCACACUCUUGCGCAACAUCGUGCCAACGAGAGUGACUUAGUAUAAGUUUAUAAACAAUCUUCACAAUCCUUGUAAAAUUAAUAAAGUUUAAAAUAUCUUAACUUAUAUUUAAGUUCAAACACUCUUAAGAAGUUGAUAUAACGGAAAUUAUUAAAAAAGAAAUAAUAAUGACCUUAGCUUAAUCCUGCCAUAAGAAACUUGAUUCACUAAAUUGGGCAUGAUCAACUCUCAAUAAGUUCAAAUAAAGUUAGGUAUUUGCAGUAAGCCGCAGUUAUCUGUUUCAAUUACUCUCUUACCCGAUCAGUUUAGAUAUUUUCUUUUUAGUAUUCAAUUUAUUCUUAAGAUCCAUUACUUAUUUGUAACCAGUCUCAUUUUAACCCACUUUUAAGUAUCAAGUGCCCAUUUUAACCCACUUAUUAGUAUCCAGUACACACUUUAAAACACGUAUUAGUAUCCAGUACCCAUUUUAACCAACAUAUUAGUAUCCAGUACACAUUUUAACCCACUUAUUAGUAUCCAGAACACGUUAUAACCCACUUAUUAGUAUCCAGUACACAUUUUAACCCACUUAUUAGUAUCCAGAACACAUUUUAACCCACUUAUUAGUAUCCAGUACACAUUUUAACCCACUUAUUAGUAUCCAGAACACGUUAUAACACACUUAUUAGUAUCCAGAACACGUUAUAACCCACUUAUUAGUAUCCAGAACACGUUUUAACCCACUUAUUAGUAUCCAGUACUCAUUUUAACCCACUUAUUAGUAUCCAGAACACAUUUUAACCCACUUAUUAGUAUCCAGUACACAUUUUAACCCACUUAUUAGUAUCCAGAACACGUUUUAACCCACUUAUUAGUAUCCAGAACACAUUUUAACCCACUUAUUAGUAUCCAGAACACAUUUUAACCCACUUAUUAAUAUUCAGAACAUGUUUAAACCCACUUAUUAGUAUCCAGAACACAUUUUAACACACUAAUUAGUAUCCAGUACACAUUUUAACCCACUUAUUAGUAUCCAGAACACAUUUUAACCCACUUAUUAGUAUCCAGAAUACAUUUUAACCCACUUAUUAGUAUCCAGAACACAUUUUAACACACUAAUUAGUAUCCACUACACAUUUAAUCCCACUUAUUAAUAUCCAAUAAUCCAUUUAACACACUUAUGGUAACCAAUAUCCAUUUAAACCCACUUAUUUGUAUCCAGUACCCACUUUAACUCCCGUAUCUGUAUCCAGUACCUAUUUAAACGCAAGUGUUGCAU
Mya arenaria is the source of this 2899-nucleotide messenger RNA. RefSeq lists its product as uncharacterized. Bases 1 to 1482 code for a protein of 493 amino acids. Lineage: Eukaryota; Metazoa; Mollusca; Bivalvia; Myida; Myidae. The record is from RefSeq and is a predicted model, not a curated record. The transcript has 12 exons.